AUGUCUGAUCUCGAACUAUCCUACAUCGGUGCCCCACCACCAACCCUUCCUUCUGCCAACAUCUUCGACUUCAUCUUCUCGAAUCCACUGAGAAAGAAUGGCCCAGUCUCCGACCAUGCUCCUGAUACUCAAAGUCGCAACCAUGUCAUUUCCAACAUAGCUCCUCACAAGCCUCUGCUUGUAGAUCCUCUCACCGGUGGGUAA
Molecule: messenger RNA, 204 nt
Organism: Aureobasidium musti
Lineage: Eukaryota; Fungi; Ascomycota; Dothideomycetes; Dothideales; Saccotheciaceae
Source: the annotation of a GenBank genome assembly